AUGGAAGAUUGGAGGAGAAUUGAUAUUGACUCAUUUGAUCCCAACAGUGGGAGAUUGACAAAUGAUGAUCUAAUACCACCGUACGCACAUCAUGUUACAUUGCAAGAACUGCAACCUAAGAUUGCACAGCUUCGUUCUUUGGCAACCAGUGGGGAUAUGAGUUCUGCAACUAAAUUGGCAACUGAAGAUCCCCCAUAUAGUGCCGAUGCGAAUACGAAGGCGGUUUAUUUUCAGGCAGUACUAGAAGCAUUGACACAGGUGAGACAAGCGGACAUUGCCACUAUUGUGAAACAGCUAUCGCCCCAACAGCAGGAUGUUCUUGUUAAAUACUUGUACAAGGGGAUGUCUCUGCCAGAAGGUCAAAGACAGGGUGGUAUUCUACUCGCAUGGUUCGAGAAACUGACGCAGUCAAGCGGUGUAAACCCAAUUGUGCAUUUUUUAUCAGAUAGAAGAACAGUAUGA
Zygotorulaspora mrakii is the source of this 462-nucleotide messenger RNA. RefSeq names its product Arc15p (gene ARC15). The coding region runs from base 1 to 462 and encodes 153 amino acids. Gene Ontology annotation, cellular component: cytoplasm; Arp2/3 protein complex; actin cytoskeleton. Gene Ontology annotation, biological process: Arp2/3 complex-mediated actin nucleation; regulation of actin filament polymerization. Gene Ontology annotation, molecular function: actin filament binding. The record is from RefSeq and is a predicted model, not a curated record. The transcript has a single exon. Lineage: Eukaryota; Fungi; Ascomycota; Saccharomycetes; Saccharomycetales; Saccharomycetaceae.